AUGUCGUCGACGGAAUCGGCGUCGCUCUCAUUCCGUGACGUCGUCUUUCUCCCUGCCGAUGCCGCGCCGCCCUAUUCCCAAGACGAGCCCGACAGCCCGCACUCCGACUCCCCACACAGCAAUCAACGCGACGCGGACGUCUUAAAUGAUCAACGAGGCGCGGACAUCAAACAGCAACGCUGGGGCUUCUUAAACGAUCGGCGCGCAGAACUCAAUGGUUCAAGCGUAGACUCCCGCGCCGCCGCUAUCGACAACUUGGCGCUGCAGCCGUCCGAAAGCAACGGCGCCUCGUUAGAACCACCAGCCAUGCGCCUGCCUUCUUUUUCCUUCGCCACCGCGCCACCAGUAGAAGCGCCGAGGAAACCAAACCCGCCUCACCAUGAGCGCGGCCCCGAGUCGGGGACCCCGAUAAUUGCCGCUACAGAUGCCAUAAACGAGAGUAGUGGUACUAGUCCACUUGACUCAUCCGAUUGCGUAUUGGUGCGCCUUGACGGUCCCGAUCUGACCUUUCCUCUGCACACGACGCCGUCCGGCGCGCAACGAAAGCUCUCGCGAAUGCUGGCGAAAAAGCGCAGCGACGGCUGCGAAGUCCGCGAAGUGGCCAGUUAUUGCACCUCCCCGUCGCCCGACUCGAGCACAGUUGUCGCGGCCGACGCGAGUCGCGCCGCCAUCCUGCCGCCAACGUACCUGGACCUCGCGUCGCCCCGCUGGAGAGUCGGCUUCAGCGGAAGCCGCAAUGUGCUGGGUCUCGCUGGGUGGCGCCGUGCCGCGGAUCUGCAGGUCAGCUCCCCCGCCGGGAGCUCCGCUCAACGAGCCGCCGCCGCCGCCUCCGCCACCGCUGUCGCCGCCGCCGCCUCCGCCACCGCUGUCGCCGCCGCCGCUGCCGCAACAGCGGCGAUAAAUUCCAGUCUCGGUUUCGGAUUGGGGGGGUGCGCGAGUCAACCGCUCGUGGCGAAGGAGGAGGACGAGGGGGAGGAUGAAGAACCGCCUCUUGAAGAGGCGCGUGAGACGAAGGGGGAGAUGAUGAAUAGGGCGCUGCCCCGGGGGGGGCGUGCGGAUUCCGCAAGCCCGCGUUCUCCGCGCGAGUUCACCCGGCAGCACGCGCACAAGUUUCCGCCACUGGUUGCGCUGAAGGAUGCGCAAGCGCUGGUGGAGCGGAUGAUGGGGGACGCGGAGGGCGGAACGGGGGGAAGCAACGGGGGCAGGACGGAUGGAAAGGGAAAGUUCGAAGGACCGUGGGAAAUCGUGACGGACGGGUGCAGCGGGCGUGCUUCCUCCCUUUCCUCUCGUCCAGCUGUCAUUAGAGUAGUGGACCACCUGCCUGACGUGGCAUGUGCUGACGUGGCAGUGGAGGGGAAGCCGUGGGAGCAGGCUGAGCUGUCAAUGAAGGAAUGGACGGCAACAGUUUCCAUGCUGGUGAGUGUGGGGGUGUGCGUUUUAAGCUUGCGCAAGUCUCUGCUGCUCGCUGAAAUGUUUGUUGCUGCCCGCCGGUCUGCCCCUGUGUUCGAAGCCUACCUGGCAGACAAGCCAGGGGGACACGUGGUGGCGUCUGAUUGGGCGACGCAGCUCCCAAGGCACCUGGCGGAGGGCGUGCUGGGGGCGUUUGAGUGGGUGGCCGUGGGGCUGGAGAGGGCGGCAGCAGCAGCAGCAGCAGCCGUGCCAACACGCACGAAGAUCUCCACCAGGCAGCAGCUGGCCUCUCUGCUCUCACCGCGCCACCACAGGGCUGCUCCGCUCGCCUCCCCCCGGAGGGCAUCCCCCCCUUGGCAACAGCUUGCCUCUCUCCUCCUCUCACCGCGCCACCACAAGGUUGCUCCGCUUGCCUCCCCCCGGAGGGCGUCCCCUCCGCUGCUCUCCCCCCGCAAGUCGUCCCCGCCUCCCACCUCUCCUCCACGUGCCGGCGCACCCGUGGGCGGGCAGGGGGACACAAAGCCGCUGCCCAUGGUGGUGCCGCUGCCCAUGGUGGUGCGCGUGGUGGGGCACGUGGGGGAGUAUGCUGACUGGGACACUCCUGCUCCGUUCAUCCCUCCACCCGGCCCUAAUGUGCCCACAGCUUCGGUCCGAACCUACAGAGGAGCCUUGGCAAGCAUCUUCAGGGAGUUUGGAGGAGGGGGAAGAGUGGGCGAGCAGGGUGUGACUAUAACGGGAGUGACUGAACGGAUACUGGGGGCGCUUAUGGGGGUUGUGGAGGGGAAGGCGGUUGCAUGUGAGGAUGACGUCACCAGGGCACUGUUCAUGCUCAACAACACAUGCGUCAUCCAGCAAGCGUGCCAGCGCUUCCCAUCAAUCAGCCCUGUCUCGGCAUCGGUGGAGGACCACUCACAGGCCUUCCUGCUCGCAGCUACCAGGAGGCUGCUGCAGGUGCUACCGUCUCCCGAAAAGAGCCUGAAGUUGAGCCAACGACAUGUGGAGGAGAGGCUUUCUGAAUUCAACAAGGAGUUUGAGUCGCUCUCGCUGCAGCAGCUCUCCUGGCCAAUAGUGGACGACGACUGUCGAGUGGCAAUGCGCAAGAGAUGGGCCGCUCAUAUUGAAUCCGUCUACAGCGAUUUUGUCGACCCUCACUUGUAA
Closterium sp. NIES-65 is the source of this 2568-nucleotide messenger RNA. The record is from the annotation of a GenBank genome assembly. NCBI's taxonomy places the organism in Eukaryota, Viridiplantae, Streptophyta, Zygnematophyceae, Desmidiales, Closteriaceae.